AUGUCGAUUCGACAUAGAUUUUCUUCUCAAAGAAAUAACGAAGAGAAAACAUCGAUCAUCAACAAUUCUGAAGAACGAUUAUCAAACAGUGUCUCUUCUGCUUAUCAACGACCAAGAUUUGAAUAUUUGCGAUAUAAAUUACAAGAAAUGUUUGUAUCUAAACUUAACCAUAAGAAUUUGGGUACUUUGUUGGUGUCAAUAAAUGCUAUUUACACAAAUCCAAUUCUGGAUAAGAUUGUAUUUUCACGAUAUCCAAUAAAUCCUUGACUUUGUGAAGCAGAAAUUUAUGUAUGUUAG
Molecule: messenger RNA, 297 nt
Organism: Adineta ricciae
Lineage: Eukaryota; Metazoa; Rotifera; Eurotatoria; Adinetida; Adinetidae
Source: the annotation of a GenBank genome assembly